AUGAAGUUUCAGUUCGUUCUGGCCUUUUUUACGCUUGCUAUGACCGCCCAGGCUGGCGGUGGUGGUGGUGGUGCCCCCGCCCGUCGAAGCCUCGGUGUUACCCAACUUCCUCGCGAAUGGAUGGGCACCCCUGUUUCAAACGAAGCCCACAAGAGCUCCAAUGAAAAGAUGAUCGAUCCUGACGCGGAUAUGGACGUUCCAGUGGUGGAGAGUGAAUAA
Molecule: messenger RNA, 219 nt
Organism: Aspergillus alliaceus
Lineage: Eukaryota; Fungi; Ascomycota; Eurotiomycetes; Eurotiales; Aspergillaceae
Exons: 3
Coding region: 1-219 (72 amino acids)
Source: RefSeq, a predicted model, not a curated record